Aspergillus melleus is the source of this 1895-nucleotide messenger RNA. It is a transcript of the gene bem46, whose product is annotated as alpha/beta hydrolase. The transcript has 4 exons. Gene Ontology annotation, cellular component: membrane. Gene Ontology annotation, molecular function: palmitoyl-(protein) hydrolase activity. Lineage: Eukaryota; Fungi; Ascomycota; Eurotiomycetes; Eurotiales; Aspergillaceae. Bases 227 to 1165 code for a protein of 312 amino acids. The record is from RefSeq and is a predicted model, not a curated record.
AGUCUCCUGAGACGAACUUCCCGAUCGUUCAGGACGCCAUCGCCAUCGACAAGCUUCAGGCUGGCCCUUCUUCCUGAGAUUGAAAUUGUUUUGAGCCCUUUGUAGCUCGUUUCAUGGGAUUCUUCUGCUCCUUCUUAACCACCCCUGUCCAGCGCACAUCCGACGCAGUCGAACCCCGAUCCACCCCUGCUACUACUACUCCCAUCAUAUCUUGUCUACUAUAAUAAUGUCCGAGUCUCCGCCCCCCCCACCGUCUUGGAGCAUCGCCGGUAUGGCCAACAAUGCGGUUCAGUUCCUGCGGUUGCCGGUGUUAGCUUCGUCCGGCCUGGCCGUGGUCGCGAGCGGUCUUUUAUAUUUCAAGCAGAACGAGCUGAUCUAUCCUCGCAACGUCCCUACUGAUGCACGAACCAAUGUUCCUAAGCCCCGCCAGUUCGGUAUCUCCGAUUACGAAGACCUCCAGAUCCCCACGCCGGACGGGGAGUCGUUACAUGCGCUGUUCAUUCGCCCCUCGAAGAAGCGCAUUACCAGGAACAUCACCGUCUUGAUGUUCCAUGGGAAUGCCGGCAAUAUCGGACAUCGGGUGCCCAUUGCCAGGGUUCUACAAGACGUCCUGGGAUGCAACGUGUUGAUGCUGGAAUACCGCGGCUACGGGCUGUCGACUGGCGUGCCGGACGAGGCUGGGUUAAAGAUCGAUGCGCAGACAGGUCUGGACUACAUCCGACAGCGAGCCGAAACCAGCGACUCCGACAUCGUUGUCUACGGCCAAAGUCUUGGAGGUGCCGUGGCGAUCAAUCUGGUCGCCGAGAAUCAAGAUGUCGGCGAUAUCAAGGGAUUGAUCCUGGAGAAUACGUUCUUGAGUAUUCGCAAGCUGAUUCCUACGGUUUUCCCUCCCGCACGUUACCUCGCUCGUUUCUGUCACCAGUAUUGGACCAGUGAAGAAGUAUUGCCCAAGAUCACCAAGGUCCCCAUACUCUUCUUGAGCGGAUUGAAGGACGAAAUUGUGCCUCCCUCGAAUAUGACGCAACUAUUCGCCAUUUGCACCGCGAGCCGCAAAGUCUGGCGCACUCUUCCGAACGGCGGACAUAAUGACAGCGUGGCUGAGCCAGGCUAUUUCGAACAUAUUCACAACUUUGUCAUGGAAGAGGUCGUCGGUGAUUCUUCAUAGAUAAAGCCGUGCCAUACUUCACGUACCACUGAUUGCGUUGUAAAGCGCAUCCGUGUUAAAAUACCUCGCAGUGGCCUCUUCCGUUUGGAUCACCUCUACCGUCUCUCGGCAUGGGCCGUCGUUUCGCACGACUAGGCGCAAGAAGGUCUACCGCGUAUACGAUACACCUACAAUGGUUCGGCGUGAGAACUUGGACCCGGACCCAUGAUAUGGCUAGACCGACCAUUUCACCACUUUUCUUUUCUCACGUUUUGCUCGUUGUCAUCUUCAUACCCCUUUGCUUUCUGCUGCUUCCAUCCCACCUGCACUUACUCAUGCUCAUCAUCUACCUUCCUCUAUACUUCAGGUAGACAGAAUUCUCCCUCUGGCUCAUCUUUGAACUUUUCAUUCUCAUUUACUGUAUCUAUAAUGGCACCCCGUACUCGGCGAGCGACCCUUAAUGACCCUCUUACACUCCGCGUUCCACCACCUACCCUCCCCAUUUGCCGGAUUUGUGAUUUGUUAUGACGUUUUCCUCUUUUUCUUGUCUUUUAUUCUCUGCGUGGACUUUCAAACAGGCGCUGUCCAUGGCUUGGUUAUUUGGCGUAAAGCGGAUCUCUUUCGGCUGUUCUCGUUAGCUGAAUUGAAUUGAAUGCCUCUUCUGAGAGUAGUUUGAGAGUUCUGGGAGAGUUGGUUAGUUUUAGUCUAUCUAAUUGUUUGGAAUUAUGUGUAUCGAAAGUAGAUUAUUCGG